Messenger RNA from Strongylocentrotus purpuratus (purple sea urchin), 3189 nucleotides. RefSeq lists its product as uncharacterized. The record is from RefSeq and is a predicted model, not a curated record. Gene Ontology annotation, molecular function: nucleic acid binding. Bases 1 to 3189 code for a protein of 1062 amino acids. NCBI's taxonomy places the organism in Eukaryota, Metazoa, Echinodermata, Echinoidea, Camarodonta, Strongylocentrotidae. The transcript has a single exon. Gene Ontology annotation, biological process: DNA integration.
AUGGACACCAAGGACGAAGAAGAGGACAAGGAAGCUUUCGCAGUAGUAGAUAUCGCUUGUCCAUACAAGGUCGGGCAACAUCAGCUGAAGGUGAAGAUAGAUACUGGAGCAGGGGGCAACACACUCCCUCUUCGUAUUGUAAACAAAAUGUACCCCGAUGGCCAGUGGCGCUCUAUUGUAAGGCCACGGCGUGUCCGGCUCAUGGCCUAUGGUGAAACGGUUAUCCCUUGUAUCGGUUCUCUUGAUCUCAUGUGUCAAUAUGAGGAUUCAGGUUGGAGUAAACGGGAGUUUUUCGUGGUCGAUGUACCAGGACCUUCAAUAUUAGGCCUUUCAAGCAGCAAGGCCCUUAAGCUGGUCACUCUCCACACGGUGAAACAAUGUGUUGAAGCACCUAUAAAUGUUCCAGGUCAAGCACCAUGCAUACAGACAGUAGACGACCUUAUUUCACGAUGGCCGGGCCAAUUCGACCGCAUAGGUAACUUCAAGGACCCAGCUACCCUUCUGUUGAAGGAAGAUGCCAAUCCGCACAUAGAUGCCCUACGGAAGUGCAGCAUUCAUAUCAAGGAUAAGUUAAAAGCCGAGCUUGACAAGAUGGAAAAACAGUGUGUAAUUCGUAAGGUAACGCAUCACACUGAUUGGUGCAGCUCUAUCACUACAUCAGUAAAGAAGGAUGGAUCAAUCCGGGUGUGCUUGGACCCCAAGCGCCUGAAUGAAAGUCUCAAGCGGUGCCCUCAUAAAAUCCAAACACUUGAAGAGACCAACCCAUCAUUUGCGAAUGGGAAGUUCUUCACUAAGUUAGAUGCGAAAUCUGGCUAUUGGUCAGUGCAUCUGAGUGAAGAUUCACAAGAGCUGACUACAUUCCGUACUCUGUUCGGGAGGUAUUGUUUUCUUCGUCUUCCGUUUGGGCUUUCAACAAGCCAAGAUCUAUUCCAACAGCGAAUGGAUGACAUAAUAGGGCAGACCCAAGGAUGUGUUUGCAUAGCAGAAGAUAUAGUCGUCAUGGGCAGGACGGAAGAAGAGCACGACCUAAACCUCACAAAGCUGCUUGAGGUGGCCUCAAAGGAGGGACUCGUAUUCAACAGCAGCAAAUGUGUAGUGAAAGCGAGCUCGAUCAACUUCUUCGCGACGAUUACCUCAGAUCAAGGAAUCAGUCCCGAUCCCUGCAAGGUGGAGGAUAUCCACACAAUGCCUACCCCACAGGAUAAAGAGGACCUUCAGAGGUUUCUAGGCAUGAUGAACUUCCUGUCACCCUACAUCCCGAACUAUGCAGACCAAGUCGCUAUUUUGCGUGAUCUCAUGAAGAAAGAUGUCCCAUUCAUGUGGCAAGAGGAUCACCAGGAGGCAUACUGCCAGCUGAAGAAAGCUAUCCAGCAAGACAGCUUGCUGAAGUACUACGAUCCAGGGCUACCUGUCACCCUUGAAGUAGACGCGUCGUCCAAAGGAUUGGGAGCAUGUCUCUCACAGCGUGGAAGGCCUGUGGCAUACGCCUCAAAAAGUCUCUCUCCCUGCCAAGCCCAGUACUCAAAUAUUGAGAGGGAAACACUGGCCCUUGUCUUCGGGAUUACCCGAUUUCACACUUACCUCUUUGGGAGAGACUUCAAGAUACUGACUGACCACAAAACACUUGUGACGAUAUGCAGCAAGCCACUCACAAGUGCCCCGCCCAGGCUACAAAGGCUCUUAGUGAAGAUUCAAGGAUACAACUUCACAAUUGAACACAGACCAGGAACAGAGAUGAUUAUUCCUGACACGCUCAGUAGACUGCCAAAUCCGACGAAGGCAGAAGACAUUCCGCUGGAUGUCCACGUAGAAAGCAUACUACUUGACGAGGUUGAGGACCCAUUGGGUAUCGAUCUGCUCCAUUUCGGGAGCCUCAAGCAAGAAGCACUACAGAAGGAGACUACCAGGGAUCCUAUUCUACAGCAAGUGAAAGAAUUCACUCAUGCUGGUUGGCCUGCAACUAUUCAGGAACUUCCAAACGAUUUGCGCCCAUUCUGGCCAUUUCGUGAUGAACUAGGCAUGUCUGGAGGUGUCCUCUUCAAAGGCAGACAGGUGAUCAUUCCCCAAUCUAUGAGACAAGAUAUCCUUCAGCAACUGCACAAAGGCCAUCCGGGCAUCGAGAAGAUGAGACUCCUGGGGCGCCAGUCGGUUUACUGGCCAAACAUAAAUCGCCAGAUUGACGAAAGUGUCAGACUGUGCAACCAAUGCCAGGAAAGGAUGCCUGAGCAGAGAAGGGAACCACUCCUUCCUCAUGAAAUCCCUAUCACACCUUGGACCAAAGUAGGCAUGGACCUGUUUGAGUUGAAUACGGUUCAGUAUCUUCUUAUAGUCGAUUAUCACUCGAGAUUCCCAGUCGUACAUCGGUUGACUUCCACAACGAGUGCAAGUGUGGCUAAUGCUGUAACUGGCAUAUUUGGCCUUCUGGGAUCUCCUACAGAGAUUAUGUCAGACAAUGGCCCACAAUUCAUCGGUGCCGCUUUUCAGCAAAUGUGCAAGGACUGGGGAAUUACGCAUCAGACCUCCUCACCAAGGUACCCCCAAUCAAACGGACAAAUAGAGCGUACGGUCCGAACAGUGAAAGAGAUCAUACGGAAAACACAGGCAACUGGAGAAAGUACAGCAGCAGCUCUACUAAACCUACGAUGUACUCCAGUGGAUGCCCAUCUUCCAUCCCCAGCCGAAAUGAUGUUCGGCCGCCAAGUCCGAACACUACUUCCUGCUAACCUUCAUUCGAAUACAACAUAUCAAGGACAAAAGAACCAGGAACGUUUGGAACAGCGCAGGGGACGCAUGAAGACAGACUACGAUGUGAUUGGAAGCAAGCAAGAGCUCCAGCCGCUCAGAGUAGGACAGAAAGUCUGCUUCCUGGACAAAGAAUCCCACACUUGGAUUCCAGCUGAGGUGACAAACUUAUGUAAUGAUCUGCAGGCCAGGUCGUACAUAGUCACAACCCCAAAUGGCACGCGACUCAGAAGGAAUAGGGUACACUUGAGAGAUGUCCCACAGAUGCCUCGUCUGGCAGAGCUAACUAAAGAUGCGCGCCUACCUAACACACCUACCCCAAUGAACAAAAGAAUUGCAGACGGUCUUGACCAUGACCAGUCACUAGACCACCAGACAGGAUCCGAGACAGACCCUUACAGAACACGUUCUGGACGCAUUAGUAAUAAACCUGUCCGUUAUCGUUAA